This is a messenger RNA of Jatropha curcas, 1478 nucleotides long. The record is from RefSeq and is a predicted model, not a curated record. Lineage: Eukaryota; Viridiplantae; Streptophyta; Magnoliopsida; Malpighiales; Euphorbiaceae.
CGUAGAACAACAAAAAUAAAACAGAAAAAAAGAAAAAAAGAAAAAAAUAAUUAGUGGCGAGCUCAGGCUGUUAUGUCUUUGUAUUGUAAUCAUCAGUUUGUUUUCUUUCCCCUAUUUGUAGUCUCCAUAUCAGAGUCAAGGCUUCUUCUGGUUCUCUAUUCUUUCAAUUGUUGCAAUUAGCAGUUUCAGUGGGCUAUCUUUCUAGGAAGCUAAAAUGAGUUUCACUGGUCCCUCCGUGGGUUCUGGUUGUAUUAUUGAUGGAUUAUGGAAGUUUGGAUGUGGAGGGUUAACUCGUCAGAAGAAUUGUGGUAAAACUGCUAGAAGGGCAUUGGAGUUUGGAAGGACAUAUGUGGUUAGGCCCAAAGGUAAACACCAAGCUACCGUUAUAUGGCUACAUGGUCUAGGAGAUAAUGGAUCAAGCUGGUCCCAGCUCUUGGAGACCCUUCCUCUUCCAAAUAUCAAGUGGAUAUGCCCAACUGCUCCAACUCAACCUAUAAGUAUAUUUGGGGGCUUCCCAUCCACAGCUUGGUUUGAUGUGGGGGACCUUUCAGAAGAUGCUCCAGAUGAUAUUGAAGGUUUGGAUGCUGCAGCAGCACAUGUUGCAAAUUUGUUGUCCACAGAACCCGCAGACAUUAAACUCGGUAUUGGAGGCUUCAGUAUGGGUGCAGCUACCUCAUUAUAUUCUGCAACCUGCUUUACACUAGGAAAGUAUGGGAAUGGAAAUCCAUACCCUGCCAAUUUGAGUGCAAUUGUUGGAUUAAGUGGCUGGCUCCCCUGUUCAAAGACCUUAGGUAACAAACUUGAGGGGGUCAAUGAAGCUGCAAGACGUGCUGUAUCCCUGCCAAUUUUGCUCUGUCAUGGCAAAAGUAAUUUUAACCAUACUACAUGUUCAUGCCACGUUGCAUUAUAUCUCUUUAUGUUUAUUUAGAAAGGGUUGGAAUUAUAUCAGUUGCUUCAGAGGCUCUGUUCUAUUUACGCAAACAUUUCAACUAGGAAUGUGAAUGAAAUCAGAAAGGUUUCCAAUCUGAGCUAGCACAACAGUUUGUUUGGACUCACUCAUGUGCUGUUCAGCUUUUGGGCUAAAAUCUUUUGCUCUUCUAGCCACACUGAAGCUUAAGUUAGGCCUUAUUGACUGGUAGAACCUAGCCCGAGCAGUGCUUUGUUACUCAAUUAGGUUAUGAUUUGUAAUAGGCCAGUGGCAUUUUUCCUGCUACUGUUCUAGUUCCAAUUGAAACUUAUUUCGUAUUUUAGGUAAUCAUAUUACCUAAAAGAAACAUAGUGUGGAAAAAUUAACGACUAAGAACCUAAAUAUUUGAAAUGUAACACUAGUUUCAAUUUGUAUAUAAAGACAGAACAGACCAUCCCUAAUGUUGUCAUUUAGCCUCUCUAUGUGACACCAACUCUUUGGCUAUGAUAUAUCUCCUAUCUCUUGUUUGUGGCUUCACGUUCCCUGUAAUUCCAGUUCAUAGUCUUCAAUA